CUUUCAUUGCAUUUUUAAAUCAGUGUUCGAGUCAUCGUACAAAAGAUUGCUUGUGUACAUGAGGUGUUCGUUUCUUUGAAAAUUUAGUGAAAUUGAAUAUUUGAAUAGAUCUUCAAAUCCAACGGAGUAUAAGUUUAUUGGAUUCUACAGUGAAAAUAGGUCGCCCAGCGCCAGCAAUACGUUCUGAAGUUGAUAACUUGUUUCACGGUACUAUGCUUAGUGCUGGUGAAACUGUUGUAAGUACUGUGUUACCUAUAAAUUGUAUGAACGCGCCAGAUAAUACCAUUUCGAAAAACAACGGGUUUUCCGAAAAUAACCCUUACGGAAUGGCGUAUCAACAGUAUGCACAAUAUUGCAAUGCAUACUAUCAGCAGUUACAAUUCAACUCUGGAGGAGGACUCUCCACCAAUGUUCCACCGCCUCCACUUCCGGCAGUUGGAACUGUUAACGUAUCCGUUGAUGAUAACUUGGAGACUUCUUCUACCGCGUCGCCAUCUUCAGGUAGUUUAUUGAACAAGACAACAUUUUUUAGCUCUCCUCAGCAGCAGCAACCGGACGGCAACAUGACAGGAUUCAAACAAGCUCCCAGCCAAUUUGGCCCUAUUCGAUUCAACAUAAACAAACAGCCGCAGCGGGUUAGCCCUCUGGUUCAAUCGAACCCUUUAAACAUUGGACCGCAGCAACCACAACAACAGCAGCAGCAGCAGCCGCCGCAACAGCAACCUCAGCAACAGCAGUUCAAUCAAACUGGCAAGCGAAAGAAGAAAAAGAACAAAAACAUGAACGGAAAUUUAGCGAAUCAACAGUCAGCAAACAAACUAAUGUUUAACUCAGGAAAUAUACCACCUCUGAUGCCAACAACUGCGGAUGGAAAUAAUCAUUACUCCUUAGCUAUGCCAGUUCCGGAUCUUAGUCGGCCACCACCACCAAUUCCAAAUCAUUCGCCCAUUGGGGGAACCAUCAGCACUGCCAUUCCUCCACCACCAGUAUCGAAAAAGCCUGAUCCCUUCAAUAAUCCUACAGACGCAUGGCCAGAAAGUUUGAAUAAUUUUGUCGCGCGCUGUUAUGCCAAAUGCAAGACGGAUUUUGAUAAAGACCAAAUCGAUAUCUGCCUUAAAGGGCGUAUUACAGCUGCCGCGAACAAAGGUGAAUUGUGGACAAAAGAUUGGGAUAAUGAACCAGUUCCGAGUGUGCAUAGCGAACGUGAAACCAUUAUUCCCAACAAUAAAACUUCGAAUUCCGGAAUUGUUGGAAGUAUUAGCCAGUUUCAAAACACACGAAGGAGUAACAGUCCCAAUAGUGGCAUCAACAAUUACAACCAAAGAAAUAAUCAGAGUUAUUCACGGAAAAAUGCAGCAAAUACUGGAAUGCAACAUUCUCUUGGUUCUCGCCUUGGUACGAAAUCGGGAUUGAAAAAAUCACGCGCUUCUCGGUCGCGGUCCCGAACCCCUUCGAAUCGAUAUGGUCGUAGUCGACAUAGUCGUUCUUCUAGCACCGAUUCUCGAUCUCCUCGCAGAAAACGUCGCUCCUCAGACAGUAGCGAUGACAGUCGCACGUCCGCUAAAAACUACAAAUCGAAAAAUCAGAAGUCAAACCAGAAAUCAAAGUCUGGUCCAUCUAAAAAUCAAAAACGUUCUGGUUUCUAUUCGGAACAUGGUCAGAUCGGCGGUGACAUCGAUGGAGAUCAGGAAGCGCUCAAGAAACGUGCAGCUCGUUUCAACAACUCUAACACGAAAAAAGUCUCGCCUCCCAGUCUCGCGUCGCCGCUGAAAAAACGUCUACAGAUGCCUUCACAUUCCCGACUUUUCAUUGAAGAUACAACAGGUGACAAUGAUGCUGGAUUAGAUUUGUUUGAUCUGCACAUAGUAGGUACCUGUCGCGAUCUCGAGAAAAGUUUCCUGCGUCUUACGAAGGCCCCAGCCGCGUCCGAGGUACGUCCAGUCGAAGUGCUUCGAUACUCGUUGCAGAACGUGAAAAACAAGUGGGUAGAAAAGCAGGACUACUAUUAUGCGUGCGAUCAACUGAAGUCUAUUCGACAGGAUUUAACGGUGCAAGGCAUCCGGGAUGAGUUCACUGUCCAAGUAUAUGAAACGCACGCCCGCAUAGCAAUGGAAAAGGGUGAUCACGAGGAAUUCAACCAAUGCCAGACUCAGCUAAAAAUGUUGUAUUCAGAGGUGGGAGGCGAGAACAUAUUGGAGUUUACAGCGUACCGAGUCCUGUAUUAUAUUUUCACCAAAAAUACGCUUGAUCUGACCACUAUUCUGAAAGCUCUUACUCCUGCCGAACUUGAGAAUGAAAUGAUAAUAUUUGUUUUAAAAUUGCGUUCCGCGUGGGCUCUUGGUAAUUACAGCAAAUUCUUCAAGCUCUAUCGCAAAGCCCCGCUGAUGGCUGGCUAUCUAAUCGACUGGUUCGUUGAGCGGGAGCGCAAAUUUGCCCUGAAGAAUAUUAUAAAAGCUUAUCGUCCCAGUUGCCCGGUGGAUUAUAUCAGUCAAACAUUGGCGUUUGAAAGCGAGGACACGUGUUUCGAUUGGCUGUCGACGUUCGAAUUGACCUUCAUUUCAAAGCAAGAAAACGUUGGUACAAACACUGCUGUUGUUGGUGCUGCUACGGGUGACGUGACUGCGACAAGUGUGAAGAAACUAAUUGACUGCAAGACCAGCAUGAAUGUCUUGGCGAAUUUCUAAGUUCCAAUUACUGUUCCACUCUGCUUCCAUCGAUUCGAUGUGUGUUCUACGUGAAAGGGGUACCUGACAUCUGCCAAUCACUGUUGUCGACUGACCUUCACUCAAGCUGAUCGCUCACCGUUCAAGCCCUUACAGCGAUUGGUUCUGUUGGAGAAAAUUACACAUAUGUUUUUUUUCCGAUAACGUUGAAAAAGUCGGGAAUUCAGUUUAGAACUCUUAUCAGCUUACCUUGAUCUGUAGCACAGCGGGAAAGGUGGAAAAACGGUGUAUGGAAGAUGAAAAAGAAUUUUUGUGUAUAUGUGAUUCGUGACGUAAAGAACUUUGUUAAUGAACAUUAUUGGUAUCCAGUGGAUCGCUAGUCCUUGUGGUGAUUGACAUCGAAGGAAGUUUGUGGAACGAAACGUGCCUCAUGCUCUAGGAUCUCGAAUUGAUCAGCAGCUGUUCGGAAGUCCGUCCAGGCCGGUCUGUAGUGACCACUAUAUGAUGUGAAAUGAUUUUGGGUACAACACAUGUGACGAAACACCUUUAAGAACGUAUCGAAUUCUGGUACUUCGUAACGUACGCUAUACGAUCUAAUGAGAUUGACUUUCAUCUUAUCAACGGAAAUUGACUGAUGCCUGCCCUGUUACGUUCUGGCCUAGUAAGGAUCAAACAGUUUAUAGCUCAUCGACUUUUGAGUUAUAUGCCAGAAGACCAUUUGAUUCAGUCAUUCUAUACCUUCUGAGUGUAGUCAGAUAUAGAAUGUUCAAGCCGUGAAGGUUUACUGAUUCAUUCAACAUUCGCCACAUUACCGCGGCUUUCUAGACCCUGCCAUAAAGCGUGUAUUCACACUAUAGCUCUACACCGACAUGAUAUGUUGUAGUUGUGACCGGCAAUCAAAAUAUUGAAAACAAUAUAGCAGGAAGAUAUUUAAUGCAAUAACGGUGUACGGAAACAACAAAGGGAAAGGAAACAAGGACAAGGAAGGAUCUCCACAAGACUAGCGAUCAUUUCGUUCAGCAGUUGUCACGGAAAGUUACGCGCGAGUGUAUUUUGCAAACUUUAAUGCUGAGGAACUAUUUGAAAUUAUCACUCUCGGAAGAUUAUAAUUUUCCAUGAGUAUCAUCUGUAAAUAUUGUUGAUAGUGAAAAAAAAAGAUAGGCGGACUAAGUGUAAAUAUUCUAGCAAUAUGAACAAUGUUUAAACGUCCUACCAUCGCAUUUAGUUUUGGAAAAGGAACGGAUCGCAUUUGAAAGGAAGAGUGCGUUGUGGUUUUCUUUCUGGAAUAUUAUAGGUAAACGACGUGCUCAAGAACAUCUGCAAAUCAUCAAGAAGCAAAGAUGGUUUUCUGCCUAUCAGCGGUUCUUAGAGAAGAACGAUCAAUGACAGAGAAAAUUUCUUACCCUCGAACAUCCUUCCGUGAGCAGAAAGAUCCAUAUCCUGAAUAUCCUGUCUAAGUCACUCAGAACAUCCCAUCUUGCUGCAGAUAUCCUUUCCCACGUCAUAUCCUAUCCACUUAUUAGUUGCAACCGUGUCAACAACCAGAGUAAAUGUUGGUGACGGAACCACGGAGGCUGUGAAAGUGAACGGAGCGGAUUUUUUUUCUUCUACAUUUGCUUUGGUUUCUAUUGUCGCUUUUCAUUAACUAGUUUUAAUCAAGAUAAUUUUACGAUAUUGAAUGGUAAAAUAAAUUUUAUUAUACUUUUAAUAACUUUUACCAUGCACGCCAACCGCAUCGUUUCUCAAUUAUUCUUAGCAGACAACACGGCAAGUAAUAAACGAGAAAAUUAUC
This is a messenger RNA of Wyeomyia smithii (pitcher-plant mosquito), 4455 nucleotides long. Its product is annotated as leukocyte receptor cluster member 8. The coding region runs from base 213 to 2684 and encodes 823 amino acids. Lineage: Eukaryota; Metazoa; Arthropoda; Insecta; Diptera; Culicidae. The transcript is spliced from 5 exons. Gene Ontology annotation, cellular component: nucleus. The record is from RefSeq and is a predicted model, not a curated record.